Molecule: messenger RNA, 1521 nt
Organism: Aspergillus pseudonomiae
Lineage: Eukaryota; Fungi; Ascomycota; Eurotiomycetes; Eurotiales; Aspergillaceae
Product: FAD binding domain-containing protein
Exons: 1
Coding region: 1-1521 (506 amino acids)
Molecular function (GO): FAD binding
Source: RefSeq, a predicted model, not a curated record
AUGGACAAAACUUGGGAUGUUGUUAUUGCUGGUGCUGGGCCAGUAGGACUGUUUCUCGCAUGUGAAUUGGCCACAGCUGGUGUCUCGGUACUCGUCUUGGAACGUGAGACACAGCCAGGGUCACCUUGGAAGGAGGGAUUAUUUGGUCGUCGCGGUCUCUAUAUCCCAUCAGUAGAAGCAUUCUACCGUCGUGGCAUGUUGCAGGAGAUCAUGGGUGAUGAGAAGCGUCCGAUGCAUUUCGAAAAGACCCAAGGCUUCCAGUUUGGGGGACAUUUUGCGGGCUUGGUGGUUAAUGCCAACAAUAUUGAUUUUUCACGCUGGCCGUAUCACUUGCCAGGACCGUCUUUUCUUCCUGGCCCAACCUCUCUUGGACGUCUCGAGACUGUGUUGACGAAACGCACAGAGACCCUCGGUGUACAAAUCCUCAGAGGAAGGGAAGUCUCCCAACUAACCGAUGAAGGUGACUCCGUGCAGAUAUGGGCCGGCGAUGAGUGCUUUACGGCACAAUGGCUAGUCGGAUGUGACGGUGGACGCAGCACAGUUCGCAAAGCUGCUGGAUUUGAAUUUGUCGGGACAGAAGCGCAGUUCACUGGUUAUAUUGCGAUGUGCGAUCUCGACCAGCCAGAGUUAUUGCAGCCAGGAUUUACACACACAGACUCGGGAAUGUAUAUAUUUAGCGGGCCUGGACAUCUGCAUGUCAUCGAUUUCAAUAGGGGGUUUGACCGGUCUCAACCCAUUACGCGGGAACACUUUCAAGAAGUACUCCGCCAAGUGUCGGACACAAACAUCGUUGUCAAAGCGCUUCGUCAAGCCUCCUCAUUUACCGAUCGCGCGAAGCAAGCAACAGAGUAUCGUAAAGGACGCAUCCUUUUAGCUGGUGAUAGUGCCCACAUCCACUCCCCAUUGGGCGCGCAAGGAUUGAGCACGGGGAUUAGCGAUGCCAUGAACCUCGGCUGGAAGCUUGCGGCUACCGUUAAGGGGGUUGGAUCUCCCGGUCUGCUCGAUACUUAUUAUCAAGAGCGGCAUCCAGAGGCCGCACGAGUGCUUGAGUGGACUCGCGCUCAAGUGGCGAUAUUACGCCCUGAUCCCUAUGGCCAGGCCAUUGCGGAUGUCAUGCGUGACAUGAUUAAAACUCAAGAGGGGGCCACUUACCUCGCGGAUCGCAUCUGGGGACUUUCACUACGCUACGAGCUGGGCGGUGCACAUCCACUAGUCGGUUGUAGCGCUCCGGACUUUGAAUUCGAUGAUGGUCUGCGACUUGGAGCUAAGUUGGAGAAAGCAUCCUUCUUGGUUAUUGACUUCGGGGGCAACAGCCGGGUGGCAGAGUUUGUCGAGCCUUUACAGUCCCAGCAGUUCAUGAUCCAAUACUGUGGACAGAGCGCAAAGGAGACAUUCGGGCUCAAGGGUUUACUGUUAAGACCUGAUGGUAUCGUCGCAUGGGUCUCGACUGACGAGAUUGAGAUACAAAGACUGAAAGAUGCAUUGUCCCGUUGGGUAAGCGUGGCUGCAAUGGAGGCCUGA